GAAUUGUUUGCCUGAUAAAGUAGUAAUGAUUUUGGCUGUACUCCAAGAUUUACCUUCAUCUAAAGAGCUUUUCCAAGGAGAUUCUGCCAUCCAGCCCCUCCUGGGUAAAUUGCAAACGACCUUUCGUUUCACAUUUUCCAAGGACAAAGAACGUCAUUUAAAAGUGACCAAUUUUCCUCCUAAGAAUAUAAAAGGAUGGAGAUUCACCCAAUGCAAUCCUCCUGUGAUCAGUGAGAGUCAUGUUGCUGAAUAUAGUGCUGGUAAAAGUGCUGAGCCUCCAUACAUUCAAGUAUCAGUACAGCCUGAUGAAACUGGUGCUACUAACAAGAUGUCCCAUGCUUUAUCUAUUGAUGGUAUAAAGAUAUCAUCUGAUGCAUCUACUGUUCAAUGGAAUAUUGAAGUAUCUAAGAAUGAAUUAUUAUCAACCACUCCUUUACCAAUUGUUCCAUCAGUUGUUACUGCCACUUCAACUGAAAGAGUACGACCAGAAAUUAUUGCACCAGUUGCACCAGAAGUUGCUUAUAGAGUGAUGUCAGAAUGUAUUUCAGCUUUCAAACACUGUGGGAUUGAUCUUCACUUCUUAGCAGUGAAGUUAUUAGAGAAGAAGAUAAUAAAUAAAAGACAAAAGAAGAAAGCCACUGAUGAACACAGUGGAUGUACCACUGACCAGAGAAUGGAUCAACUACUUGACAUUAUUAAAGACUCUGUACAACAAGAGGGAAAGGUUUUUGAGUAUAUUUUAGAAAUACUCAAAGACGAAGAUACCAUACUAGCUAACAAACUGUAUGAUGAUAUGAUUAGUAAAUAUGAACAAUAUAAAUAGUAAUGCCAACAUUUAUUAUUAUUUUGUUUGAUUUGUAUUACAAUAGCAAAGUUAGUAAUUAUAUAUAGUACCCAUAAUUGAGAGUGGACUUUAAAGUA
Amphimedon queenslandica is the source of this 921-nucleotide messenger RNA. RefSeq lists its product as uncharacterized. NCBI's taxonomy places the organism in Eukaryota, Metazoa, Porifera, Demospongiae, Haplosclerida, Niphatidae. The transcript is spliced from 5 exons. The record is from RefSeq and is a predicted model, not a curated record. Bases 26 to 823 code for a protein of 265 amino acids.